GCUGUCUGUAUAUUCUACCUAGUCCUCCGUGCCCUGGACACUAUAGAGGAUGACAUGACCAUCAGCUUAGAUGUAAAGGUCCCGAUGCUGCACGAGUUUCACUCCUAUCUCUAUCAACCGGAGUGGAAAUACAUGGAGAGCAAGGAGAAGGACCGGCAGGUGCUCGAGGACUUCCCAACGAUCUCCAUGGAGUUCAGGAACCUGUCAAAGGUCUACCAGGAUGUGAUUUCGGAUAUCUGCCACAAGAUGGGUGUCGGUAUGGCAGAGUUCUUGGAGAAGAAGGUGGACUCUCAGCAUGAGUGGGAUAAGUAUUGUCACUACGUUGCUGGGCUGGUGGGGAUCGGCCUUUCACGUCUCUUCUCUGCAUCAGAGCUAGAAGAUCCUAUUGUCGGGCAGGACACAGAGCUGGCGAACUCCAUGGGCCUCUUCCUGCAGAAAACUAACAUCAUCCGUGACUACCUGGAGGACCAGCUGGAGGGAAGGGAGUUCUGGCCCAGAGAGGUUUGGAGCAGAUACGCAAAGAAGCUCUCGGAUCUUGCCAAACCAGAGAACAUUGAUAUGGCUGUCCAGUGUCUGAAUGAGCUCAUCACCAACGCCCUCCACCAUGUCCCUGAUGUCCUCACGUACUUAUCCCGCCUGAAAAACCAAAGUGUCUUCAACUUCUGUGCUAUCCCCCAGGUGAUGGCUAUUGCCACAUUGUCUGCCUGCUAUAACAACAAGCAGGUGUUCAGGGGUGUAGUGAAGAUCCGGAAGGGACAAGCCGUCACUCUUAUGAUGGAUGCCACAAACAUACAAGCUGUCAAAGCCAUCAUGUACCAGUAUGUGGAAGAGAUCUACCAGAAGAUCCCAAGCACAGACCCAUCAUGCAACAAGACCCAGCAGAUCAUCGCCUCCAUCCGUGCCAUGAGCUUGCCCAGCGGCCCCGUGGUAUCGCGGCACCACUACUCCCCCAUCUACCUGUCCUGCGCCAUGCUCCUGGCCGCCCUGAGCUGGCAGUACCUCAGCACCAUCUCCAAGGCCACCGAGGAGUACGUCCAGGCGGGCGAGAACUGAUGGGCGGUGGGGGGGCGGGGGGAAAGACAGUUGGCAGAUGGGCAGCGCAGGCAGGAGGUCCUCGUCCCCUG
Balearica regulorum gibbericeps (East African grey crowned-crane) is the source of this 1124-nucleotide messenger RNA. Lineage: Eukaryota; Metazoa; Chordata; Aves; Gruiformes; Gruidae. The record is from RefSeq and is a predicted model, not a curated record.